This is a messenger RNA of Pyricularia oryzae 70-15, 1875 nucleotides long. RefSeq lists its product as uncharacterized. The coding region runs from base 247 to 1176 and encodes 309 amino acids. The transcript is spliced from 4 exons. The record is from RefSeq and is a predicted model, not a curated record. Lineage: Eukaryota; Fungi; Ascomycota; Sordariomycetes; Magnaporthales; Pyriculariaceae.
GGUUUCUAGGUAGUUCAAACAACAUCAUAUCCGUAUCAUGCUAGUUGCACCUCCGGCAGUACCAUAAAACAGUGGAGGCAAAUUUCAUAUACUACGGUUUCUUCUUCUGGCGUUACCUGACGCAUGAGUAGCGUCGACACUACUACGUAGCAGACCAUCUCUUGUCGGCCAUUCUGGGCUACGGUUCAAAGGGAGUCUCAAAAACUCUUGGUUUUCUCUUGCCAUAGCCUUUACAGCAGUUGCAUCAUGUCAGGAUCUAUGGUUAUUGGGAGCGAGGUCGAAUCCUCUGCCUCGCCAAUUGCAUCUCCAUUCCUAACUCCGCCAUACCCGUCUACGGUUGAUCAUGACAAGCUGGGAUGCAGCAUGCUCAUCCGCCAGGACCCUUUCUCUAUCACACUGGACGCACCCGCUCUCCUCACAGUCACUCUUAUGCUCGUAUUGGGCAUGCACAUGAUUGAUCAUCAUCUCUUUGCUUGUCUGCUUGUUGGCACUCCUGCCCUUCUUCUCAUUCGCAACGACUACCACAAUUUCCUCAAGCUAGGUCCAGGCGGCACACCGCCCACUCUGUCUGGCUACGCAAGACUGUCAUGGUACCGGCUAUUUGCCAUCCGAGACCCCUUCAGCGCUCCUAUCUCCAGUCUUAGCCAUCUUCCUGCAUCUGGCAUCCUAGGGAACCAGCCACUUCCAUACCGACCCGGACCCCGUCCUCUUGUGGCCGGUCUUGCACCUCAAAGGCAACUUGACCAAUGGGGCCCUGUCCGCUGUUGCGAGCAGCUCAAGACGGCCAUCGAGCGGGCCACCGUCCAGUUCCCUCAACUGUUGGGCACGGCGACGUCGAGCAUUGAGAAGCACGGAUUUGCCCUCUUUGCCAGGCAUCCUGUCAAUGUGCACGGGAACGGAGAGGUGGCGCAUGUCCACAGCUCAGACAAGUCGCUGCACUUAAACCUGCACCCUGACGAUAUCAAAGAGGUCUUACAACGAGGAUGGGGCCAACGUCAUCCGCUGGCCUUUAAAGGCAUCCGAGGCUGGAUCGAGUCACCUGUGCCUAGCACCUUUGUUAUGAUAUACGCACCUAGAGAUGAAACGGACCUGCGUAUCGUGUGCAAGAUUGUUGAAGCUGCUAUCUGGUACACAGCCGCAGAGAAAAUCAACCUGGAGCUUCCGUGUGAUUCCUGAACAACCAACUCACCGCCCAACCUUUGGCCAACCACCAGCCAAAGCCUCUAAACCACUGGGAGUAAGAUGGUUGGGCCCUCACACUCCAGUCCAAUGAUACGAAUGAACGCGGUCGCCCCGAAAAAGCACAUUAUCAACUCACAGCAUUUACACUACUUUGCCAGCGUUAUUGUCAAUGCUGAAAACCCGCAACGCGCACUACCAUUUAUACUGACUCUGAAAAUCAGUAAGGCGUAACCUUUAAGGGCUAUAACACUUCCAGUUCCACCCCUCAAAACACACCAUGACGCUCAAAAUGCAAUGCUGGAUGUAGCUAGUACUAUUACCAGCCAAAGCCAUGGAACUUUUCUCACCACAACCCUAAGAAUAAACGAAGGGUAGCUUUGCGGUUGUGAUUCAAGACGAAGGUUCAGCGAUUACGGAGAAAGAAAAUACAAGUAAAUAAAAGACGUGAAAGUCAAACAGCGAAGCUUGUUAGAACUUAGAUCCCAUGUGCAAAAAGCCUAGUUGAGUUAGGUACCUACUGAGCGACGUGUGAGCCAGCAUCCUAGGUGACGGAAAUGGAUGCGGUCUGGUGAGGGGUGGAGGUAUAAAUUAACAGCAGCAAUAAUAAUAGUCUUGGUUUGAAUUGUCAAUGCCGACGGUCUUUAGCCUUAAUAUAGCCCCCAGUUAGUUAACGCACUGUGACCCACUUGUACG